Molecule: messenger RNA, 669 nt
Organism: Naegleria lovaniensis
Lineage: Eukaryota; Heterolobosea; Eutetramitea; Acrasida; Naegleriidae
Exons: 1
Coding region: 1-669 (222 amino acids)
Source: RefSeq, a predicted model, not a curated record
AUGGUCUUUAAACCCAUCUCUCAGUUUAUAAAUUCUCAUCCGACGAGCAACAACAUCAGAUCAUCCCGCAAUGUUACCUCCGUGUUGGGACGUCUUCUCUUUGAUCAAUCUUACAUGAAACGAGGAGGCAAUGUUGCAUUCUAUUCGACCCACAACAAUGUAUUGAAUACCACCUCGACUGAAUCUGCUACUAGUACGGAUACUUCAUCAACCACUGCUGCUCAUCAUCAUAAAAAGAAGAAACAUCUUCAUCAUCGACCUCAUGGCGAACAUAAAACCGUUCCAGAGGAGCAAGCUGCAAGUGGUGUUGAUACUGGUAACGCUGCAAGUGAUGCUGGUACCAGCAGUGCCUUUUCAAGUGCUUCAUACCUCUCUAAACAAUAUGAUGACUCUACUGAGGACGAUGUCAAUGCUGAAAAAAGCUCUGAAGCAUUACCAUGGGAUAGAGAAAGAGAGAGCAAGAUACUUGGAAAGAAAGCAAAUGAAAUUGAUGAAAUUAAAUGGAAUGAAGCAGAGGAUAAACCUCACUCGAGCAUCUACAAGAAGGCUGAAGAAGUGUUCGUUCUAAAAAAGGAAUUUCAUAUCAUGGAAAAUAAGAUUAAUAGAGAUACUCAGGAAAAAGGUCUGAAGGAUGAUAGACAACAUAACGAAUCUGGUGCUUCUGUUUAA